UCUACGCUGGCCGCGGUGGACGCGCGACAGGACUCUGUUGUUAAGGGACUGUUCGCCCUGAAUGUGGUCAUUUGGAGACUCGGAGUUUACUUUUCUCACAAAUUUGACAGCGUAUUUACGCCCUGUCCCAGGUGAGGCCGACCGCUCUUGCAGAGCGAGAGCAACCGCCAGGCGGAGAUUCGGUUCCGGUGCGGUGACGAUCCCGCCCUAGGGAUCAAAACGACCCCACCCCAGGUGAGACCUGCCAUCCUAACAACCCGCUUCUGGAAAAGCCUGGCUCCUGGACGGCCGACCCCACCCCAGGGUAACCCCGCCUCUGCACAGCCCCUGGAACAGCGCUGCAUAUGGACAGUCCCGCCCCUGGACAGACCCGCCUCUGGACAGACCCGCCUCUGGACAGACUCGCCUCUGGGUAGACCCGCCUCUGGACAGACCCGCCCCAGGACAGACCUACCUCUGGACAGACCCGCCUCUGGACAGUCCCGCCUCUGGACAGACCCGCCUCUGGGUAGACCUGCCCCUAGGAAGUCCCCGCCUCUGGACAGCCCGCCCCUGAAGCAGCCUCUCCGCUGGUUAGCCCCACAUCUGGAUAGCCCUACCUAUGGGUAGACCCGCCUCUAGAUAGCCCCGCCUCUGGACUGCCCAACUUCUGGAGAGCCCAGCCACCGGAUGGCCCCGCCGCUGGACAGCUCCGCCUCUGGAUAGGUCAUUUCUGGACAGAUACCCCUCUGGACAGUACCGCCUCUGAACAGCCCGCAAAAGGACAGCCUGCACUGCUAAAGGCUGACCAUCAGAGGGCUCAAUCUCUGGAUGGCCCACCACCGGGACAUCCCCGCCUCUGGACAGCCCCUCUCCCCCAUCACAGACCACCUCUAGGAUAGGCCCGCCUCUGGACGCCCCGCCUCUGGACAGCCUCCCUGCAGCACAGCCCGCCUCCAGGAUAGCCUCGUCUCUGGAUAAUCACGCCUCAGGAUAGCCCGCCUGAGACUGCCCCGCCUCUGGACAGCCCCCAACACAGCCCCGCCCCAGAACAGCCACGCCUUUGGACAGCCCUGCCCCGGGACAGCCCCACGUCGGAACAGAUGGACCCUGGAACCGCCCUGGCCCAGGACAGCCCCGCCUCUGGAAAGCCCCACUGCGCCUCUGCUGCUGCAGCCUACCCCGACCUGGGCGAAGAAGUCAGCUGGUAGAACCAUGGCACCAACUCCUGAUGCUGCUUUCGAGACCCUCAUGAAUGGAGUGACCAGCUGGGAUAUCCCCAAAGGCCCCAUCCCCAGUGAGCUCCUUCUUAUUGGAGAGGCCGCCUUCCCAGUGAUGGUGAAUGACAGGGGCCAGGUUCUCAUCGCUGCCUCCUCCUAUGGCCAAGGCCGCCUCGUGGUCAUGUCCCAUGAAGGCUACUUGUUACAUGCGGGCUUGGCUCCCUUUCUCCUCAAUGCAGUGGGCUGGCUCCGUUCCUCCCCUGGGGCUCCCAUUGGAGUGCACCCAUCCCUGGCAUCACUAGUAAACCUCCUGAAGGGCUCCAGGGUUGAGGCCCAGAUUGAGCCAGAGCCUAGAGAGGCCCUGGGUGUUUACUGCACCAGUGCCUACAAUAAUGGCUUGACCGAGAGGCUGGUCCAGUUUGUGAAACAGGGAGGGGGCUUGCUGAUCGGGGGCCAGGCCUGGUAUUGGGCCAGUCAGCAUGGCCGUGACAAGGUGCUGUCCAGCUUCCCCGGGAACCAGGUGACUAGCAUGGCUGGAGUAUACUUCACUGACAUCCAUGGGGACAGAAGCCACUUCAAGGUCUCCAAGAAGGUGCCCAAGAUCCCGCUGCAUGUCGGGUGUGGGCAGCAGCUUAGGCAGGACCAGCAGCAGCUCCUGGAAGGGAUCUCGGAGCUGGACAUCCAGACAGGGGGAGUCCCCUCACAGCUAUUGGUGCACGGGGCCUUGGCCUUCCCUCUGGGGCUGGAUGCCUCCCUCAACUGCUUCCUGGCAGCUGCCCACUAUGGCCGUGGCCGGGUGGUUGUGGCUGCCCAUGAGGGCAUGCUCUGCACUCCCAAGAUGGAGCUUUUUCUGCUCAAUGCUGUGCGCUGGCUGGCCAGAGACCAGAAGGGCAAAAUUGGGGUGAACCCAAGUCUAAAAGAUCUGCAUGCCCUACUAUUGAAGCACGGCCUGCAGUGCAGGUUGGAGUCCCAUCUGACCAGUGACUUAUGUGUGUACUGCUGCAAGGCUUACAGUGACAAAGAGGCCAAGGAGCUCCAGGAGUUUGUGGCCGAGGGUGGGGGACUGCUGAUCGGAGGUCAGGCCUGGUGGUGGGCCUCCCAGAACCCAGGCCGCUCUGCCUUGGCUGCUUUCCCUGGCAAUGUCAUCCUCAACUGCUUUGGCCUCAGUAUCCUGCCUCGGACUCUCAGCCCAGGCUGUUUCCCUGUCCCCACUCCUGAGAUGAGGAGCUACCACUUCCGUAAGGCAAUGUCCGAGUUCCGGACUGUGUUGAACCACGGUACUGAGAACCUGGAAAAGAGCCACUUGGCAAAGCUGGGAGUAGAUGGGGCAGCCUUCCUCCAGAUUCCUGCCCAGGGGGUUCCUACUUAUGCCUCCUUACACCGGCUCCUGAGGAAGACGCUGCAACAGGCAGGCCUCCCAGCUGUGAGCAAGGAAAAGCCGGUUGCCCGUGACUCCUGUGAGGCCACCAUGCUCUGUCUGGCCACAGAGUUGGCACACUCUGGGACCGACUGCUCCCAACUGGCUCAGGGCCUCGGCACACAGACCUGCCCCUCCAGGAUGCAGGCUUCAGCAGACCCCAUCACUGUGGAGAUCAAUGGGACUAACCCAGGCCAUGAGGACUCCUGGGUGAGCACCGGGCUCUACCUCCUGGAAGGACAAAAUGCAGAAAUCUCCCUGCCUGCGGCUGCAGCCUCUGCUGGCCUGAAGGUUCAGGUUGGCUGCCACACGGAUGACCUGAGCAAGGCUAAGAAGCUCUCCCGAGCCCCUGUGGUGACUCACCAGUGCUGCAUGGACAGGACCCAACGGUCAGUCUCCUGCCUCUGGGGUGGCCUCCUCUAUGUCAUCGUUCCCAAGGGCAGCCAACUUGGCCCUGUGUCUGUCACCAUCAAGGGGGCUGUGCCUGCCCCGUACUACAAGCUGGGUAAGACAUCCCUGGAGGAGUGGAGGAGCUGUGUCCAGGAGAACCCGGCUCCCUGGGGAGAGCUGGCCACAGACAACAUCAUCCUGACAGUGCCCACUGCAAACCUCCAGGCCCUGGGGGACCCCGCGCCUGCCCUCCACCUCUGGGAUGAGAUGAUGCAGUCUGUAUCCCGGCUGGCGGCCCAGCCUUUCCCUUUCCGCAGACCUGAGAGGAUUGUGGCUGACGUGCAGAUCUCAGCUGGCUGGAUGCACUCAGGGUACCCCAUCAUGUGCCACCUGGAGUCCGUGAAGGAGCUCAUUGAUGAGACAGUCAUCAGAAGCACAGGUCUGUGGGGAGCCAUCCACGAGCUGGGCCACAACCAGCAGCGACCUGGGUGGGAGUUCCCUCCCCACACCACCGAGGCCACCUGCAACCUCUGGUCAGUCUAUGUGCAUGAGACAGUCCUGGGGAUCCCCAGGGCUCGGGCCCACCCUGCUCUGAACCCCGCAGAACGAGAGAAGAGAAUCAAGGCACAUGUGGGAAAGGGAGCCCCGCUGAGUGACUGGAAUGUGUGGACAGCUCUGGAAACAUAUCUACAGCUCCAAGAGGCCUUCGGCUGGGAGCCCUUCACCCAGCUCUUUGCUGCGUACCAGACCUUCUCUGGCCUCCCCAAAGACAACGUGAGCAAGAUGAAUCUGUGGGUGAAGAAGUUCUCUGAAACAGUGCAGAAGAACCUGGUUCCUUUCUUUGAGGCCUGGGGCUGGCCUGUCCAGCAGGAAGUGGCUGAUAGCCUGGCCUGCCUGCCCUGUUGGCAGGAAAACCCCAUGAGCAUAUACAGUGGCACCAGGAGGUAAAGGGCAUGUAGCAGCCAGGAGGGACACGAGGAACUGUCACUCCACCAACCCCAGAACCACCGUGUGGCUGGAAUCUCCCAGUGUCUUACAGAGGGUCCUGCUUCCCAGCCUGCCUUCCAGAUGGUGGUCAAGGUCAGAAGCCAAAGCUGAACCAGCUUCCUCAGGAAUGUACCUGUGUUUUUGUUUUUUCUAUUCUUUGGUUUGUUUUUUCCUCCUAUUUCCAUGCUCAGCAGCAGCCUCACUUAACCAUCAGCUCCAGCAGAGGGUUCCCCCUUGCCAUCCUGAGGCAUCUAUUUUCCACCAGUAGUUCCAAAGACCAGGGGUUCCCAUGAGAACCUGAUAUCGUGCCUUCAAACCUGCUGUCCCCAACCAAGGCCCCAAUUCUUUGUGCUUUGAGAAGCUUUCUAAUAGCAAGAGAGACAGGUGGUGGCGUGCUGAGAGUUCUAAGCUGCUUGGUUCAAUGCCUUCCUACUGGCUCCUACUGGAUAAUUGUGGCCAUGUUUGUGCACAAUCACAUUCUGCAAAUGUAGGGGUGGACUUUGCUUUCUUGCUGUCACACAGUGGUCUGUCAAUCCAGUGUAGUGUGGACAUUCCGAGCACUGAAUCACACGUUGGUGUCGACCCCCCAUGAGGUUAGCCUUCCGUUCUUGUAGAAAGACAUUUAGAGAAUAUCAAAGUUGCUCCCCGACGUGGUCUCAGUAAGGAUUAUUGCUGUUAUCUGAACCCAGCCUACACUUAUUUCUCCCACCUCUGGAUGGAUUCUCAGGUAUAACUAACCCAAAGAAAAAUGGCGUCCACUCUAAUAAAUGGUACAGAGCUA
Molecule: messenger RNA, 4774 nt
Organism: Ictidomys tridecemlineatus (thirteen-lined ground squirrel)
Lineage: Eukaryota; Metazoa; Chordata; Mammalia; Rodentia; Sciuridae
Gene: Tcaf2
Product: TRPM8 channel associated factor 2
Biological process (GO): positive regulation of protein targeting to membrane; negative regulation of anion channel activity
Cellular component (GO): plasma membrane
Molecular function (GO): transmembrane transporter binding
Source: RefSeq, a predicted model, not a curated record